AAGACGGAGAAACAUUUACUUACAUUGCAGUUUCAUAUUGCAUCUAUAUUAUAGUUUAUUAUUAUCUUGAAUAUUUUGCGUGUGCUAUGGAAAAGAAAAACAAUUUGCUGUUUUUGGCAGUGUUUCUUAUGGCGUUGCGUUAUGCUCCAACCUGCCAGGGACAAGAUGAAUUAAAAUGUCAGAACGUACCUUACGACUGUGAAACAAAAUGCCUUAAUUACGAUGUGGAUAAAGAAACGGGGUGUACAACGUGCCAAUGUGUGGAGUUAAAUGGGUUGUUUGAAAUGGAUAUCAAAUUUGAUGAUAGAACUGAAAAGAUGGCAAUGAGUCUUCUUAAUAACAAAGGGAAAGCUGCCGGUACAGCUAUAACAAAAUGGUUUUUGUGGCAAAACAAAGAAACCGGAAAUUGGCUGAUUCCUUACCGAUUGGACAAUAGCCUUUCCAAAACUGCAGUACAGGCGAUCGAAGAUGCAAUUGCUGAUUAUCAUGCCAACACAUGCAUUCAAUUCAUACCUUGGUCAGGAGAAAACAAAUAUAUUUUAUUUUUCGUUGGUGGCGGAUGUUGGUCGUAUGUCGGCGUUAGAUCAAGCGGUGUGAAUGAACUUUCAAUCGGAAGCGGCUGUGAAACGAAAGGAAUUGUAAUUCAUGAACUUAUGCAUGCACUUGGAUUUUGGCAUGAGCAAUCCAGACCAGAUCGUGAUAAUUAUAUCAAAAUUAUAUGGGAAAAUAUCCAAAAAGGUUUAGAGAGUCAAUUCCAAGUGCUGCACGAUGUCGACCAUUACGGUUCCGAGUAUGAUACAUUUUCUGUGAUGCAUUAUCCUAACUGGGCUUUUUCUAAAAACGGGAAAGACACCAUAACAAGAGCAGACGGGAGUGAAUUUGAGGAUUAUCAGCGUCAAGAAUUUGCUGCUUCAGAUAUCCAACAGAUAAAUACCAUGUAUCAAUGCAGUGGUGUUGGCAUUGGAAUUACUCCAUCUUCCGGAAAUUCAUCCACACCGGCACCAACGACGGCAGCGACUUCGACUGAAAGCACCUGUGCGGAUAUUUUGCCAAUCCGCAAAUGUGAGAAAGCAGAGAGGAAAAAUAAAUGCAAUAAGAAGAAAGUUUGGAAAAACUGCAUGAAAACGUGCGGACGUUGUAGCAACGCGCCCGAAAAGGAUGAAGAUUGUAAAGACGAUGAGCGUUAUGAAUGCAAACAAUUGGUUGACUAUUGCGAAAGAUCAGAUGACGUCAUGAAUGCUUGCCCCCUAUCUUGUGGCACUUGCAAGUAAACGAAGACUUGACCGCUCGUGUUAUUCAGAUUGCCAUUUGAAUCAAAUACAAUACAUACAUAUGAGACAUUUUCUUUCACUACAAAAUGAGACUGGUAUAAUCAAAUCAUCUUUUUAAUUUUUUUUUCGAUUAUCCAAUUAUAGUGAUAAAUUGUUAACGUUACCUACUUCACUUCAAACAAAGUGGAUAAUAGCGAGUUUAUAACAUGUAAUAUUGACGAUGACACCAUAAUAAGAAUUGAUGUAUUUCUGAAGUGUUGGUGUCAAAUAGAAUUAUCAGAUUUCUUUACAACAAUGUCCUUGCUGGUAUAUUUAUUAUAUAUAUCUGUAAAAUCUAUGACGUUCAAAGCUAUUUUUAGGAAAAUAUUCUUUUUUACAUCACUGAAACACGACGACAAUUCCAAAUACCUGUUUCGGUACAACCCAACACUCUUUAAAAUGGUAUUGCUCGAAAUAUAUUUUAAAACGUUACUGACAUUUAUUAUUACCAGAAUUACAUACAAUGAUAUAAACUGUAAUUAAACGAAGGGUAUUUUCAAAUAUAAA
Messenger RNA from Styela clava, 1817 nucleotides. RefSeq names its product meprin A subunit beta-like. Lineage: Eukaryota; Metazoa; Chordata; Ascidiacea; Stolidobranchia; Styelidae. The record is from RefSeq and is a predicted model, not a curated record. Gene Ontology annotation, biological process: proteolysis. Gene Ontology annotation, molecular function: metalloendopeptidase activity; zinc ion binding.